GCGCGUGGCGCGGGGGGGCGGGGCCAAGGCCCGGCCUUAAAGGGGCCGCGCGCCCCUCACGGGGCUGAGCGGGAGCGGCGGCGGCGGCGGCGGGAAGCCAUGGCAGAGACCAUCCUGGUGACGGGCGGCGCCGGCUACAUCGGCAGCCACUGCGUGCUGGAGCUGCUGCAGGCGGGCUACGUCCCCGUGGUCAUCGACAACUUCCACAACGCCAUCCGAGGCUCCGAGGAGCUCCCCGAGAGCCUCCGGCGGGUGCAGGAGAUCGCGCAGCGGCCCGUGCUCUUCCAGGAGCUCGACAUCACGGACCAGGCGGCGCUCCGGGAGCUCUUCAGGAAGCACCGUUUCUCGGCCGUGAUGCACUUUGCGGGGCUCAAGGCCGUGGGGGAGUCGGUGCAGAAGCCUCUGGAAUAUUACAGAGUGAACCUCACCGGGACCAUCGGGCUGCUGGAGACCAUGAAGGCUCACGGCGUGAGGAACAUCGUGUUCAGCAGCUCGGCCACCGUCUACGGGGACCCCAAGUACCUCCCCCUGGACGAGAAGCACCCGGUCGGGGGCUGCACCAACCCCUACGGCAAAUCCAAGUUCUUCAUCGAGGAGAUGAUCCGGGAUCUCUGCAGGGCAGAGAGGGACUGGAACGCCGUCCUGCUGCGCUACUUCAACCCCAUCGGCGCCCACGAGUCGGGGAUGAUCGGGGAGGACCCUCAGGGCAUCCCCAACAACCUCAUGCCCUACGUGGCUCAGGUGGCAGUGGGACGCCGGGAAUUCCUGAGCGUCUUUGGGAACGACUACAAGACGGACGAUGGAACGGGAGUCAGGGAUUACAUCCACGUGGUGGACCUGGCCAAGGGCCACAUCGCUGCUCUGAAGAAGCUCAAGGAGAACUGCGGCUGCAAGAUCUACAACCUGGGCACAGGCACCGGCUACUCCGUGCUGCAGAUGGUCCGUGCUAUGGAGAAAGCCUCGGGGAGGGAGAUCAAGUACCGGAUCACAGCCCGGCGGGAGGGGGACGUGGCCUCCUGCUACGCUGACCCCGCGCUGGCCGAGCGGGAGCUGGGCUGGAAAGCUGCCUUUGGCCUGGACAAGAUGUGUGAGGACCUGUGGCGGUGGCAGCUGCAGAACCCCACGGGCUUCAGCAAGAACUGAGCUGUGGCCACGGGCUGGCCGAGCCCGGGGCUGCUCUGAGCCAGCCCUGCCUCCUUCCCCGAGGGCUGUCACCAUCCUGGGAGGGCACUUCCAGCUCCCCCUCCUGCCUCUGGCACGGGGCAGGAAGGCUUGGAGCAUCCUCAGCCUCCUCCCUCCUCAUCCUCAUUCCCCAGGUCCUUGCAUCUCACAGAGCAGAACCAGGACGAACAGAGACCAGAGCCAGGGCCUGGUUUGGCACCCCGGGCAUGGAACCCCUGUGGGAAUGCCCAGGGGCUGCAGCCAGCCCGGGCUGGGAGCUGCUGGGCCCUCCCUGUGCCCUGGGCACCCAGCAGUGGGGAGCAGAGUCCUGCUGAGCCCAAACUGCAGCAGAGCCACUGUUCCCUCCUGCCCCACGUGCCCCAAGGCCCCUCUGCCCCGGCCCUGGCACAGAGAAGGCACCGGGAACCUCCCACAGGGACCAGUCACAUUCCAAGGCUUCCUCCCCUCCCUCUUUUCCCUACCCAGCAUGGUUUUGGGGACCAAAUCUCAUCUUCCCUCUCCUGCUGAGCUGGAGAAGCCCCUGCCCAGGGCUGUGCCAGCCUGGCCUGGCUGCCCACAGCCACUCCCCAGAGCCCGUGGCCAAAGGCUGCCCAGGAGCCAGCUCUGCUCCUGUCCCACACUGCUCCUAUUUAUUCCUGGCAGCUCCCAGGGCAGGGAUGACGCAGCCGGCCCCGUCUGCUGUCAGCUGGAUGAAUAACUUAAGCUCCUAAAUUAUGAAUUGAGCUUUUGAUUUGUUUUUAAAAUAAACUUUCCUACUUUUUAAG
Molecule: messenger RNA, 1946 nt
Organism: Motacilla alba alba
Lineage: Eukaryota; Metazoa; Chordata; Aves; Passeriformes; Motacillidae
Gene: GALE
Product: UDP-galactose-4-epimerase
Exons: 11
Coding region: 100-1143 (347 amino acids)
Biological process (GO): beta-D-galactose catabolic process via UDP-galactose, Leloir pathway
Cellular component (GO): cytosol
Molecular function (GO): UDP-glucose 4-epimerase activity
Source: RefSeq, a predicted model, not a curated record